Alternaria burnsii is the source of this 768-nucleotide messenger RNA. RefSeq names its product mrna 3-end-processing protein yth1. Lineage: Eukaryota; Fungi; Ascomycota; Dothideomycetes; Pleosporales; Pleosporaceae. The transcript is spliced from 2 exons. Bases 1 to 768 code for a protein of 255 amino acids. The record is from RefSeq and is a predicted model, not a curated record. Gene Ontology annotation, molecular function: RNA binding; metal ion binding.
AUGACCGAGGUUAUGAACUCCGCCCCAACGCCAGCAUCCGAACCGAAACCCGUGGAAAGCCAGCAACCACAAUACACGUUCAAGUUCAGCGAGUUUCUGCGACGCGAAUAUCGCUUUGGCCUUAGCCCUGACCGUCCGGUAUGCAAGGCAUACCUCCAGGGUCACUGCCCAGAUGGCAAUAGGUGCCCAAACAAACAUAAUGUCUCUUCAUCCUAUAACAAUCUAGUAUGCAAGCAUUGGUUGCGUGGCCUAUGCAAGAAAGGCGAAACAUGCGAGUUCCUUCACGAGUACAACCUACGACGAAUGCCCGAGUGCUCCUACUACGCCCGGACACAGACGUGCUCCAACGGAGACGACUGUCUCUACCUACACAUCGACCCCGAGGCCAAGCGCCCCUCAUGCCCACACUACGAUAGAGGCUUCUGUCCGCUUGGGCCAUACUGCGCGCUCAAACACAACAAGAAGGAGAAGCUUUGUCCCUUCUACCUCUGCGGCUUCUGUCCCGAGGGCAAGAACUGCAAGUACGGCGCACACCCGAGGUUUCCUGCCGACCUCAAGAAGCCUGAGGUCCGUGUGGAAAAGAGCCCCGAGGAGCUCGAGGCCGAGCGAAUAGAGCGCGAACGAGAGAUGAUGAGAAGAGAGGAGGAGGACUGUGAGCGUGACGAGAGGAACGGUCAUCAAGGUGGCCGCGGUUUCAGGGGCAACUGGGACCGCAAGAAGCGUGGAAGAGGAAGGGGCAGAGGUGGCAGGGGACGAGGAGAUUAUUGA